GCCAUAGGACGCGCUACCAACAUCAGGCUAAUGGAACGUGAAGUAUGGCCUUUUUGACCGAAAAUACAUCUGUUGUGGACCUGGGAUGCUUUCUGAUGAAGACAACUAAAGGUUACGAGACCAUGCCGGAUUUUGAAGACUUAUUGGCUUUUUUCAAUGAGGACAAUUUCACAGAUUAUAAUAACUCUGUAGACACCAGCUAUGUCGUGGAUGAAAUGGUGAAUCUGUGUGCCAAAACUGAGGUAAACAGAUUUGGAGCCAAGUUCAUCCCAACAUUCUACACCAUCAAUUUCCUGCUGAGUGUGGUUGGGAAUGGGCUGGUUCUAUGCAUUAUCUACAAAUACGAGAAGCUCACUUCCGUCACGAACAUCUUCCUCCUCAACCUGGUCAUCUCUGACCUGCUGUUUGCGUCCAGUUUGCCCUUCUUGGCCACUUACUACUCCUCUGAGUGGAUCUUUGGCCCGUUCAUGUGCAAGCUGGUGGGCAGCAUGUACUUCAUUGGAUUCUACAGCUCCAUCCUCUUCCUCACUCUCAUGACCUUUGACCGAUACCUGGCUGUGGUCCAUGCCAUUAACGCUGCCAAACAGAGGAGGAAGAUCUACGCCUGCGUCUCCUCGGCAGUUGUGUGGUGUAUCAGCCUUCUGGCCAGCGUCAAGGAGUUAGUUCUGUACAACGUCUGGAAGGAUCCUCAGUACGGACACCUUUGUGAGGAGACAGGCUUCUCCAAGGAUAUCAUGGACAAAUCGGGAGCUGGUGGGUUACUAUCAGCAGUUUGUUAUCUUCUUUCUGCUUCCUUUGGCCAUGGUCAUGUACUGCUAUGUUAGAAUCACAGUCCGAGUCAUGUCAACCCGAAUGAGAGAGAAGUGUAGGGCAGUCAAGCUGAUUUUUGUGAUUGUAUUUUCAUUUUUUGUGUGCUGGACCCCAUACAAUAUUGUGAUACUGCUGAGAGCCCUCCAGAUGUCCACCAGUCAUAGUUUUGAGCCGUGCUCUGAUGUGCUUGACUACGCUCUGUAUGUGACUAGGAAUAUAGCAUACCUCUACUGUUGUGUAAGCCCUGUCUUCUACACGUUUCUUGGGAAAAAGUUUCAAAGCCACUUUA
Salmo salar (Atlantic salmon) is the source of this 1099-nucleotide messenger RNA. Its product is annotated as C-C chemokine receptor type 4-like. Gene Ontology annotation, molecular function: C-C chemokine binding; C-C chemokine receptor activity. Gene Ontology annotation, cellular component: membrane; external side of plasma membrane. The record is from RefSeq and is a predicted model, not a curated record. Gene Ontology annotation, biological process: calcium-mediated signaling; G protein-coupled receptor signaling pathway; cell chemotaxis. NCBI's taxonomy places the organism in Eukaryota, Metazoa, Chordata, Actinopteri, Salmoniformes, Salmonidae.